CCUGCUGGCCUCCAGGAGUGGCUGUGAGCUGGCGGUGGUCGAGGUGGAGGCCUGUGGGAAGCCCUAGGUACCUUCACAGAGUCCCUCCUCCUCCUCCACAGGCUCAGCCUUCACCAUGGCUGGAGGGAGACCUCACCUGAAGCGGAGUUUCUCCAUCAUCCCCUGCUUUGUCUUCGUGGAGUCUGUAUUGCUGGGCAUUGUGGUCCUGCUUGCGUACCGCCUGGAAUUCACGGACACCUUCCCUGUGCACACCCAGGGCUUCUUCUGCUAUGACAGCGCUUAUGCCAAGCCGUACCCCGGGCCUGAGGCUGCCAGCCGAGCGCCUCCUGCCCUCAUCUACGCUCUGGUCACUGCUGGGCCCACUUUCACGAUCCUGCUGGGGGAGUUGGCACGUGCUUUCUUUCCUGCUCCCCCCUCCACCAGUCCUGUCAGUGGGGAGAGCACCAUCGUGUCCGGGGCCUGCUGCCGCUUCAGUCCCCCACUUCGGAGGCUGGUCCGUUUCCUGGGAGUGUACUCUUUCGGCCUCUUCACCACGACCAUCUUUGCAAAUGCGGGACAGGUGGUGACCGGUAACCCCACGCCUCACUUCCUGUCUGUGUGUCGCCCCAACUACACGGCCUUGGGCUGCCCACCACCGUCUCCUGACCGGCCAGGGCCUGACCGCUUCGUCACGGACCAGAGCGCCUGUGCAGGCAGCCCCAGCCUGGUGGCCGCUGCACGCCGGGCCUUCCCCUGCAAGGACGCGGCCCUGUGCGCCUACGCGGUCACCUACACUGCGAUGUACGUGACCCUAGUGUUCCGCGUGAAGGGCUCCCGCCUGGUGAAACCUUCCCUCUGCCUUGCCCUGCUGUGCCCCGCCUUCCUCGUGGGCGUGGUCCGCGUGGCAGAGUAUCGCAACCACUGGUCGGACGUGCUGGCAGGCUUUCUGACUGGGGCGGCCAUCGCCACAUUUCUGGUCACCUGUGUUGUGCACAAUUUCCAGAGCAGACCCCCCAUUGGUCGAAGGCUCUCUCCCUGGGAGGACCUGAGCCAGGCCCCAACUAUGGACAGCCCCCUCGAAAAGUUAAGUGUGGCCCAGGAACCCGAGACCUGCAGGCCGCAUUCGACACCGGCACGGCUCACCCCAUCCAAGCCGCAGAACUGUGCCCGCCGUGGCCACCUGAUUCCCAGCUGUGUGUCCUCCAGGGCCCCAGCCAUGUGCUCCUCACCCCGUGUGCCCCGCCCUCGACUGAGGUCUGAGCCAACACCCCUGCCGCUGCCGAUGCCCCUGCCCGCACCGACUCCCAGCCAGGGUCCCUCGCCUUCGUCCCCUGGACCCGGGGGCCCAGGCGGGGGAGGUGGACGCGGCAGGAAGCUGCUGCUGCCCACGCCCCUGCUACGGGACCUGUACACCCUCAGUGGGCUCCAUCCUUCCCCCUUCCACCGCGACAACUUCAGCCCUUAUCUGUUUGCCAGCCGCGACCACCUGCUGUGAGACCCACCACCUAAAAUAUGCCCAGUGUCCCUCACCCCGUUUCUUACCUGCCACGUGUGCGUGUGCCACGUGAGUGCUAAAGGACCCUGACCCCCAAACCAGCCUGGCUCGGCGUCAGAAGAUGGCUGACGAAGGACACUUUGGUGUGGGGGUAGGGGUCUCUUGACUGCUCUUUGGCCUUCUGGGACAUCCGGGUAAGCAAAAAAAAAAAAAAAAAAAAAAAAAGACCAGGUGGGCUCAUGUCCCUAGGACUGCCCUUUUAACGGCUGACGCUUGACCUAACCGGCCAUUACCUGGGCUCCUAGUUCUCAGAAUUCAACCUAAAAGUUUACUCCAACCAAUGGGAACCUCUCACUUCUUAGCUUUCUCAAGCAAGAGGGCAACUCCAGCCAACGUUCAGUGUCUAAAAAGCCAAUAGGAGCCCUUGGCUUUCAGAAUUGCCAAGAGCGGGUGGGAAUGAUUCCAAUCAAUGGGGGACCGCCCGUGUCAAAGCCAAGGAGGGCUAUGCAGACUCUCCCAGCUGGAGGGUGAGGGGCAGGCUCCCCCAUGGCAGGAUCCUGCGGCACCCCUACCCUUCUAGCUUCUCUUCGCAGGUGCACCCUCACACCCAACGUAGGGCUUGCCCCAGUUCACAGAUUUUGGAGUUUCGGGUGCUGUCUCCCCUUGGCUGUGCCCAGGGCACCCCCAAACCUUCUAUUAUUUAUUAGGGCUGUGGAAAAAUACUUUAUUUUCUUGGGACCCUCCCUUCUUCAUAGGUACCCCCUAUGCCUCAGCCUCAUGCAGAUGUUCCAUCUUGUGGGGCAUGGGUGAAACAGGAGGGGGUUCUCCUACCCCGAAUAGCCAAAGGCAGUGGGCAGAUGAGACACUGUCCCCCCUCCCUGCCUCCUUCCUCAUCUUUAAUAAAGACCUGUUUGUAACAGAAGUUUGGCUCAGUGC
This is a messenger RNA of Microtus ochrogaster (prairie vole), 2410 nucleotides long. It is a transcript of the gene Plppr2, whose product is annotated as phospholipid phosphatase related 2. The record is from RefSeq and is a predicted model, not a curated record. Gene Ontology annotation, cellular component: plasma membrane. NCBI's taxonomy places the organism in Eukaryota, Metazoa, Chordata, Mammalia, Rodentia, Cricetidae. Gene Ontology annotation, molecular function: phosphatidate phosphatase activity. Gene Ontology annotation, biological process: signal transduction; phospholipid dephosphorylation; phospholipid metabolic process.